AGUGUCAUACCGGUAACUUGAUAGUUGAUACUAUUCGACUACUUCUUUCAAACCCGAUCGCCGGCGAGAGAGGUUGACGGAGAUAAUACCGAAGAUAGGACGAGAAUCGAAGAAGAAAGUACAAGUAUAACGCAAAGAUGACAGAUCAUGCUCAGGAGCAGGAGAUGGAAAUCGAAGCUUUAAAGGCCAUCCUAAUGGACGAGUUUGAAGAAAUUCACCCUAGUGAAAGUGGAUUAAACACUUCAAAUCGAUGUUUUCAAAUUAAGUUAUCUCUUCAGGAUGAUGAGACCGAUGAAUCUUCUAGUCCAGUUCAAUUGGGGUUAAUUUUCUCACAUACAGAGAAAUAUCCGGAUGAAAUACCACUUUUGAAUUUGAAAAGUAUAAAAGGAAUCCAAGCAUCAGAUCUCGCAGUUUUGAAAGAAAAGCUUGAACAAGAGGCAUCUGAGAAUCUUGGAAUGGCUAUGAUUUACACUCUAGUUACCUCUGCUAAUGAGUGGUUUGCUGAAAGAUUUGCUCCAGACACUGGAAAUGACUAUAACACAGAGGAAGCAGCAGAUAAGGACGAAAUAACUGUGCCACAUGGAGAACCUGUUACUGUUGAGACUUUUUUGGCAUGGAGAGAAAGAUUUGAAGCAGAAUUGGCCCUUGAGAGAGCCAAGCUGCUGCCGGAAUCAGCACUCAUAGCACCCAAAGAAAAGAAACUCACCGGCAGACAGUGGUUUCAAAGUGGAAGAGCUUCUGCAAGACGGGCAAUGCCAAUCGUCGAAGGAUAUAAUGAUGAAGAUGAAGACGAUGAUUUUGAUGAUGAUGAUUCCGAAGACGAUGAGGAGUACAUGCUUGACCACUAUCUCGCUGAGAGAUUGGACUCAUCCAAUCAUUCUUCCACAACAACCACUUAGAAAAAGUCGUUACUUUGCGAUCGAGAGCCAAUAGAUCAUGGCGAUCAAAACCCGUAUCGGGCACAAUCACGUCUGGAGUCGGCUUGCACGCUUGCUAGAAUGCUGAUACAAGGUUUUCUUAAUUUAAAUAUCAGACUGUAAUGCAACGGAUGCAUAUGAUCUGUAAUAAGUGGUUCCCUCUAUUUCUAUAUCAGCCUUGACACCAUUGUCAAAUCACCUUGUAAGCUUAACAAGAAUCUUAUAAGUUUAAAUAAUAAAUGAGAG
Molecule: messenger RNA, 1163 nt
Organism: Cynara cardunculus var. scolymus (artichoke)
Lineage: Eukaryota; Viridiplantae; Streptophyta; Magnoliopsida; Asterales; Asteraceae
Product: RWD domain-containing protein 1-like
Exons: 11
Coding region: 138-899 (253 amino acids)
Biological process (GO): cytoplasmic translation
Molecular function (GO): protein binding
Source: RefSeq, a predicted model, not a curated record